Liolophura sinensis is the source of this 10084-nucleotide messenger RNA. RefSeq names its product DNA topoisomerase 2-alpha-like. Gene Ontology annotation, biological process: DNA topological change; sister chromatid segregation; resolution of meiotic recombination intermediates. Gene Ontology annotation, cellular component: nucleus. Gene Ontology annotation, molecular function: ATP binding; DNA topoisomerase type II (double strand cut, ATP-hydrolyzing) activity; DNA binding. The record is from RefSeq and is a predicted model, not a curated record. NCBI's taxonomy places the organism in Eukaryota, Metazoa, Mollusca, Polyplacophora, Chitonida, Chitonidae.
CUCUGGACAGGUUGUUUUUAAAUGGUGGAAGCAAAUUUUUCCAUUGCUUGUUUAUAGGACCUUGUCUUUUUAAAAGAAUGGCGUCUUCUGGUCCAUUGAAGACAAUCUUUGACUCCUUGAAUAAAAAACAAGGAAAGUCCUUCAAGGGGACGGAGAAAGGCGCUGCCUCCGAAAUGGCGGAAGAGUUUGCUGUGGAGGUGGACAGAGCAGGGGGAGGAGACAUGAAGGUCUCAAAAGCGAACAAACGCCUUUCUGUGGAGAGAAUUUACCAGAAGAAGACUCAACUGGAGCACAUUUUGCUCAGACCUGACACUUAUAUUGGCUCUGUGGAGAAAAUUACACAGCAAAUGUGGGUAAUGGACGAUGAAAAUCAGAUGAUGGUUCAGAGAGACCUGACAUACGUGCCAGGUCUUUACAAGAUAUAUGAUGAAAUUCUGGUGAAUGCUGCUGAUAAUAAGCAGAGAGAUCCAAACAUGAACUGCAUCAAGAUAGAUAUUGAUCCAGAGAAUAACAGGAUCAAAAUCUGGAACAAUGGUAAAGGUAUCCCCGUCAUUGAACACAAAGACGAACAGAUGUUCGUGCCGACGAUGAUCUUUGGUCACUUGUUGACAUCCAGUAACUAUGACGACAGUCAGAAGAAAGUCACAGGUGGUAGGAAUGGUUACGGUGCUAAACUGUGCAACAUCUUCAGCACAAAGUUUGUGGUGGAGACAUCCUGUAAGGAAUACAACAAGGCUUUUAAGCAGACAUGGGGAGACAACAUGACCAAGACUAAGGAGCCUACGAUCACUCCCGCUAAAGGCGAAGACUUCACAGCGAUUACAUUCCACCCGGACUUGUCCAAGUUCAAAAUGGAGAGCUUGGAUAAGGACGUAGUUGAUUUGUUCACACGUCGAGCAUAUGACAUUGCUGCAGCCUCCAAAGGUGUUAAGGUCUUCCUGAAUGGGAAACGCUUGCCCGUGAAGAGUUUCCGAGACUACAUUGACCUGUUCAUCAAGGACAAGACUGAUGACAAUGGCAUGCCUCUCAAGGUCGUCUACGAGAAGGUCAGCGACCGCUGGGAGGUUGGGCUCACCCUGAGUGAGAAAGGCUUCCAGCAGGCCAGCUUUGUAAACAGUAUUGCCACAACAAAGGGAGGUCGACACGUCGACUACAUCACAGACCAGGUGACUGCCAAGCUUAUAGAGGUUGUUAAGAAGAAGAACAAAGGUGGCGUCAACAUCAAGCCGUUCCAGAUUAAAUCUCACAUUUGGGUGUUUGUGAACUGUCUGAUCGAGAAUCCAACCUUUGAUCUCAAACUAAGGAGAACAUGACGCUGCAGCCCAAAAACUUUGGGCUCCAAAUGUGUGCUGACUCAGCAGUUCAUGAACCAGGUAAGGAAUUCUGGGAUCAUUGAAGGGAUUUUAACCUGGAUGAGGUUCAAAGCUCAAACACAGCUGCAGAAAAAAUGCCACGGGUCGAAACACUCAAAACUGAAGGGCAUCCCGAAAUUAGACGAUGCCAAUGAGGCAGGAACCAAGAACUCCUUAGGCUGCACUCUGAUCUUAAGAGGAGACUCAGCCAAAUCAUUGGCUGUGGCAGGCCUCGGGGUGAUUGGUCGAGACAAGUACGGCGUUUUCCCGCUCAGGGGUAAAGUCCUCAAUGUACGAGAAGCCACACAUAAACAGAUUAUGGAAAAUGCCGAGAUCAACAAUCUGAUCAAGAUUAUGGGGCUACAGUUCAAGGAGAAGUAUGAGGAUCGGGAGCGGCUCAAGACGCUACGCUACGGCAAGAUCAUGAUCAUGACAGAUCAGGAUCAAGAUGGAUCUCACAUCAAAGGCCUUCUCAUUAACUUCAUUCAUCAUUUCUGGCCAAACCUUCUCAAGUUUAACGUAGUUGAGGAGUUUAUCACUCCAAUUGUCAAGGUGUCAAAAGGAAAAAAUGAGCUGUCAUUUUACAGUUUACCGGAGUUUGAAGAGUGGAAGAGAGACACAGAUAACUGGCACACAUGGAAGAUAAAGUACUACAAAGGUUUGGGAACCAGCACGUCAAAGGAGGCCAAAGAUUACUUCUCAGACAUGGACCGUCACAGAAUUCCGUUCAAGUAUGCUGGAGCCGAAGACGAUGCCUCUAUUGUGCUGGCCUUCAGCAAGAAGAAGAUCGAGGAGCGAAAACAAUGGCUGACCAACUGGAUGGAAGAGCGGACACGCCGUCUGGAGAUGGGACUGCCAGAGCUAUACCUGUAUGGUAAAGAGACAAAGAACAUCAGCUACAAUGAGUUUGUGAACCGUGAACUUGUCCUGUUCAGCAAUACCGACAACGUGAGGUCAAUUCCGAGUCUGGUGGACGGGUUCAAACCCGGCCAGAGGAAGGUCAUGUUCACCUGCUUUAAGAGGAAUGACAAGAAGGAGGUCAAGGUCGCACAGUUGGCUGGUUCCGUCGCUGAGCUGUCGGCCUACCAUCAUGGUGAGAACUCCCUCAUGGGAACUAUCAUCAACUUGGCUCAGAAUUUUGUGGGUUCUAACAACCUCAACCUUCUGCAGCCCCUGGGUCAGUUUGGGACGAGAAUCCACGGGGGUAAGGAUGCUGCCAGCCCCCGUUACAUCUUCACCAUGCUCAGUCCCCUGGCCCGAAUCUUGUUCAACAUCAACGACGACCCGUUGCUGAACAGCUUAUACGACGACAACCAGAAGAUUGAACCUGAGUUCUACGUGCCCAUCAUACCCAUGGUGCUGGUGAAUGGAGCCGAGGGCAUAGGAACAGGGUGGAGCACCAAAAUCCUCAACCACGAUGUGCGUGAGGUCGUGGCCAACAUCAAGAGGCUGAUUGAUGGAGAUGAACCAGAGGUCAUGCUGCCAUCUUUCAAGAACUUUAAGGGCACGAUACAGCAGCUGAUCGAGAACCGUUACGUGAUCAACGGGGAGAUCUCGAUCAUCGACGAUCAGACGAUAGAGAUCACUGAACUACCAAUCAGAUCUUGGACACAGAAUUACAAAGAGGACGUGCUGGAGCCCAUGCUUCAUGGCACAGAAAAGGUCCAGCCAAUGAUCCAGGACUACAAGGAGUACCAUACAGACACGACGGUGAAGUUUGUGGUCAAGCUGACCCCGGAUAAACUGGCUCAGGCUGAGGAGACUGGACUUCAUAAGGUGUUCAAGAUACAGACGACAGCCACAACGGGAACAAUGGUGUUGUUUGACCGUAAUGGCUGCAUCAAGCGCUACAACAGCACGCUGGACAUCAUGAGAGAGUUCUACGAUGUGCGUCUGAACCUGUACCAAAAGCGCAAAGCUUACCUGGAGGGUAUGCUGGCCGCGGAGUCCCUGCGCCUGGACAACAUCGCACGAUUUAUCAUGGAGAAGAUUGAUGGCACCAUUGUCGUCGAGAACAAACGCAAAAAGGACUUGAUCCAGACUUUGGUGAUGGCUGGUUAUGACUCUGACCCUGUCAAGUCCUGGAAAGAGGCUCAGAACAAAGCCGAUUCGACUGAAGAGGAUGGAGAUGACAGCGACAGUGAAGCCUCAGGCUCCAGUGGUCCAGACUACAACUACCUGCUGGGAAUGCCCCUCUGGAACCUCACCAAGGAGAAAAAAGAUGAACUGCUCAAACAACGCGAUGGCAAGGCUUCAGAACUGAAAAUUUUGAGAGGUAAAUCCCCUAAAGACUUGUGGAAAGAAGAUUUGGAGAAAUUCCUCAUUGAACUGGAUAAUGUUGAAACUCAAGAACGAGAAGAGGCUUUAGAGCCCCCUAAGGUUGGAGGGAAAAUGAAAGGCAAACCUAAACAGCGAAAACUGCCCAUGAUGGAGACAAAGCCAUCUCCUAUGGGUCGCCGCGUUGACCCGCGAAUCGAUUCAGCCAUGAAAGAAAAGGCCCAGAAAACGGCAGCUGCAGCAAAGAGAGGAAAGAAGGGGAAGGAUGUGGUGAAUGAACUGAAGUAUGAGGAUGAUGAGGAUAGCAAACAGCCAGAUCUGUUCAAAUUCCUGAAGAAAGAAGACGGUAAAGACGAUGAGCCUAAAAGUCUUGCUGAACGGCUCAAUAUGAAAGGCAAACCAAAAAAGCCAGCAGCUCCAAGGGCUAAAGCAAAGCCCAAGUCCGCAUCUCCCAAGAAGAAAAAGAAGAAUGUGUGGGAGACAAGCGAUGAAGAGGAAAACUCCGACCUGAGCGAUGUUGACCUAGACGGGAGCUACUCAGCACUGCCAGCCGUUGACCGCGGACCACGAAGAGCUGCAGCCGCAAAAGCCAAGAAAUAUGCGUUUGAUGAUAGCGAUGAUCACGUGACCAGCGAUGAAGACACGGAGUUGAAGCCGAUAGAGAACAACGGCACAGAUCACCGGCCGGCUGUCCUCUCCGACAGUGAGGAUGAAAUUCUGCCCCAGUCCAAAUCUGCGAAGAGAAAGACGGAUGAAUCCGAAGAUGAAGAUCCGUUUGAGAGAAGCAACCGCCUGUUUGAUGCCAUGAGUCGCUCCAACACUACAAGCCUGCAGUCUGCACCCUCAUCUCAGACAACCACAGUGUCCAGUGCUAUAACCGUAUCCGACUCUGAAAGCAACCCUCCUGUGCAAGCGCCAGCGCCAGCGCCUGCGCCUGCAAAAUCAAAACCUGCCAAGGAGAAACCAGCCGCUAAAAAGCCCAAGAAGGCAGCUGAGCCCAAAGCCAAGAAGAACCAGCAGUCUAUAGCAAGCGCCUUUGCCAAAGCGUCCAAAGCUAAGCCCAAAGCUAAACCUCCGAAAUUUGUAGACAGUGAUGACGAGGAAGAUGAAGAUCCCAUGUUCACUAAUGACAACAGCCAAGACAUGUUUGCCAAAGCCGUCUCAAAAGGCAAACCCAAGAAAGUAAUAGAUGAGCACCUGUUCAGCAGUCAGAGUGAAGAUACAGAAAAGUCGCAGACUUCUUCCAAGCCUGUCAAACCCAAGGCUAAACCAAAAGCCAAACCCAAGAAGAAGUUCGAAGAUAGUGAUGAUGAUGACGAUGAUGAUGAUGAUAUGUUUGCAGCUAAGAGCAAGCCAGCACCCAAGCCAAAGAAGAGAAAGGUGUUCUCUUCUGAUUCGGAUGAAGAAUUUAUACCCAAGAAGAAGAAAUCCACAGCGGCCUCUAAGAAGAAGAAGAAGGAUGACAGUGAUGAAGAACUAAACAUGGACGACAAGUUUGACUCAAUAAUUAUUCCCCGUGAAACGACAGGUCGAGUGAGGAAAGCAGCUAAAUACACCUACGACGAAAGCGAAAGUGACUUCAGUGAUUAGAAAUGCGUUUCCAUGGAAACUUGUUGGAGGACUUUUUUAUCGUUAGACUUUUUUUUAAAAUGAACUGGUUGUUUUUCCUGAGGGCAAAAUUUCCAUCAGAACAUUUAUGCCAUGGGAAAGUGUGUUAAGAGACAAAUUUCUUGUUAUCUCCCACGGGCGGAACUCUUAAUGGAAGUGUGUUGACAACUGCAGGAGGGUUUGUGCACUCAUUUCAAAUUCAGGUGCAGGAUUUAUAUGUGCAUUUUCCAUCAGGUUAAAACUUGAAGACCAUCAACAGAAAAGUACAAAAUGCUUCUCAGUUCUUUCCUGUCAGCUGUACAAAGUACCAAUCACUGCCGCAGCAGUUUCAGAUUUAAGUAUGAUUGCACCCUCCAAUCUUUAAACUCAGCUGGUUUUGUUUUAAAACGGUAUUGUCUGUCGUCCUUAUAGUCGGCAGAGAGAUAUUUAUUUUAGUCUACAUGCCCAAUUGUAUAAUCCCCAGUUUUAGCCGUCAGAACUUCACCAGUAUUUUAACCAUUUUUAGCUAACUGUGUGUUUCUUCGUGUUCAUUUGUCUCCUUAAACUUUUCAUCAUCAUAUUUUAUUUCAUUCACAACACCCAUGUACAGUUCAUGCUCUACAGCAGUUCUUUCAUUUGUAUGAAAGUGGUUUGUGUGAGAAUUAAGGGACUACCUGCGAUGUCCGCUCUCUUUCUCUCUGUUGUUAAUAUCUCGAACACUGUCUCAAAUUCAGUAUAUUUCACAUUGUCCCUUGAGCAAAUGAUCUGCUGAGAGUCGUUUCAUGGCAUUGUUCUCUGUUGUAACUCUGCCAUCAGAAGGUGAACCACUGGAUAAAUUUGGUAUUUUAGCACACAGAAGGUCCUAAUCACACUAGAAUCUGUUGUUCUCUCCUGUGAGGUUGCAAUGCUUGUGUGCUUCAUGUGUGUUUUAUAAGCACACAUACAUCACAUUACAAAGGAACGAACAAAAGAGCUUUGGGCCAUUUUGUUACGGGCGGGAGAGAUUUACGAGUUCUCUGUUGCACAGGCGAAAGCAGUAGCUUUACAUCCAAAUAACUACAUUGUAAGCCUGUGCUACAUGCAUUCUAUUGUCAUGGCAAUAAUGUGCCCCUCAGCCGUGCUAAUUUUUCUGAAAAAUAAUAAUGGCUGCAGAGUUGCAGACAUAGUUACUUUUGAACUGAGACGGUCACUUGGAGGAGUAUUUGUGACAAAAGCGCUGGUUUUGAGUACUGAAACGCUUCACCUUUGUGUAAGGCCGCACGAUUCCUCGUGCACUGUUCUGAAUGGAGGGUUACAACAUUUGAACUUUGACAUUUUGAGAUCUAUUUUUGUCCAUUUAUUCAGCCAUCUGUAAAUAAUCCAUCAUUUACUCAUUCACCCAAAAAUGCAAAAUACAUAUUCAUCAAUGUCCAUGUGGUUUAGUUUUAUUAUUCAAUAAUUUAAUUGUGGAAAGUUUUCUGAGUGCGGACUUGUGGUUAAUGGCACACCUGCAUACAUAUCACUUACUAUGGUUACAGGUAUUUGUCUGAUCUUCAAUGCCUGGGGCCGCUUUCCCAAGUCUCCGGAAGGAUUUCUGUUAAUUUUUUUGUGAAUGACUAUCUACAGGCUUAUGUCUCAUAAGGCAAUGUGAUUUAUUUGAAUCACAUGCAGGAGGGUUUGAAUCACAUGCAGUGAAGACCAAACAUUCAGCGUUGUUAAAGUGUGGAAAUAUUACGCAUGCCUUUGAUUUGAAAUGUGGAAGCAAGGGGAAGUCACAAAGAAUGUGGUGUUACCAUUUUUGUAUUCUGAUAUUCUAAGAUGUUGCCGACAUCAUGACGCAGCAGAAUGUCGGGUCUGGAGAGCAAAAUACAGCUAACUUUAUAACCAACUGUGAAAGCCUAAUAUUUAUAAGACUUCUCUCCAGUGUUGCUGAAUCCAGUAAUUAAAUAAUGAGGAUUAUGUUUGUUAACAUGAGGAGCAUCAAACAUUUUAUAUUUUUAUGUUUCCAGUUAAUUCUGCUAUAUUCCUCACCGCUCAACAUCACAGUAAAGGAAAAUAUAUACAUGUACAUGUAUCAUUGUGGACAGCAUAAAUACGGAAUAUUUAAAACAGCCAUGUGUCAGUGUGCUAUAAUAAACCUUCCUUAACCGUCUGCUGUACUCACACUUAAAACAUCCACAUCGGCUACAAUUUCUUUACAAGCUGUCGUAGCAUCGUUUAUAAACAUUGUACUUACGCCAAAUACGUCAUAUUUUUUGUAUGACUAUGGCAUUGGUACCAGGAUUGGUUUUACACGAGCUGCAAUAUCUAAAGUUCUAGACAUUUAAUUGUGAACAUAUUUUUAGCUGCAAUAUGUAAAGUUCUAGACAUUUAAUUGUGAACAUAUUUUUACUAGACAUAUUUUUGUGAACUGGAUUACAGCCUUUGACUAUGUAGUUCCUUCACUAUUUUGCAUACUUUAAAGGGAUACAGAUUCAAUGCUGAUUGGCUGACAGUAGAGAUAGGAUUACCUGGGUUAAACCCUCCAGCUUUGGUCAUGCUUGAAUAAAUCUGCAAUACCUAAAAUUCAGCUUAGCCUAGACAUGGUUAUCUCUAACACCAGCCAAUCAGAAACGAUUGUGUAUCUGUUUAACAGGCUGUUUAUGCUACAUAUAUAUAUUCUGUCAACUUACGAGUGUUUGGUAUGUUUAAUUUAUUGUGACAGCCUCCUGUUUAUGUUCAUUGGAUAAGCAACCAGUGUCCGCAAUAAUGAAUCGAAUCCCCGUUUCUUUUUGCUCGCUUUUUGUGAACGCUGGAAAGGGGGAUACUGUGAAUUACCAGUACUCAUGCCAAUUACCAGACCUAAAGGGAUACAGAAUUGAUGCUGAUUAGCUGGUGUUAGAGAUAGGCAAGUCCAGGCUAUUCCCGGCCUAAGCUGAAUUUUAGGUGUGGUACAUUUAUUCAAGCAUGACCAAGGCUGCAAGAUUUAACCCUGGAAAGCCUAUCUCCACUGUGAGCUAAUCAGAGUAGAUUCCAUAUCCCUUUAAACACACGGGGCCGAUUCCACAAAGAUGUUUGCGAUUUAAGUCAGAAUUUGAGAACUCUUUACGAUGCUUAUUUUUUGAUAGUGAAAGUUGAAAUUUAGACACGUUGACUUUAAGAUAACACUGAAUCAGACAAAAUUUCCAUUUCAAAAGCUUAAAAAUAAGCUUUAAGAUAGUAUUUCAAAUAUGGCGUAAGUCUGAAAUGGUUUGGUGAAAUCGACCCUUGAUCGUUAUAACUUUGCUGGUACCGAAAAUGUUUCUGUGCGAAGAAACAGAGAGUAAUGUUUGAAAUCCCCAACUUGUACGUUUCUUAAAUGUGAAUUAACACGGUUUGUGCCUGAUGGGUCAGAGCAGCCAUUAUCAGAACGUUUGCAAUGAUGGAAGGGAUGUGGUUCAGGCCUGUUCUUGUGUCAGGCGUAUCAGCUGCAUACUGCUACAUAUAUGAAGGGUUGAAAAUGGGUGCAGUAUUUCAUGAAAUUGCCCAUAUUUGCAAACAUGGGCCCAAGAAACUCAAAAUUUAUUUUGAUAUUUCAAAAAACUGUGUCACAUAAGUUGUAGAAAGGAACUUAUGCUAUGAAUCCAUUCUUCUUUCACUCCUUACUAAGUGAUUUUUAUGUUCUCUGACACUUUUUCUUUCUUUUUUUGUUAUUUUAUAUUUCAUUUUUAUUUGUGCGUCUCCUAUAGUCCUACACAACACCCUCUUGUUUUUCUGGUCACUGUGUAAAACAUAGUUUUGUAGUCAACUACAUCUGUAGCUUUGAUUACAAAAUUCUGCCAUACAAAUCUUACCCCUGGAUGUAUUUUAUCUUUGUAGUCCAUGCAGAGUUAAUCUAGUUUGUAAUAAAUGCAGACAUUUUAAUAAUCUUUAACUUCCGUUUUUUAAGAAUCUUCAACUUCAGUUUGUUUUUUUUUGAGACAGGAUUUUUGCAUUCUUUGUCUCUCAACUCUUUUUUUUCAUAGGCUCCUUCGUAGGAACAAGUGGUUGAUGGCACUUUUAGGCCAUUUAAUUAGUAUUUGCUUGUUGAAGACUCCAUUGUCUGCCACCAGUAUGAUGUGCAAGGCUGUACCAAUACGCCACAUGUGGGAAAGUUUGACUAACGGUAACUUUUAAAAGUUUGAUGCCUUACCCUGGACGUUCAGAUUUUCCUCCUCUCAUAAAGCAGAAUGCCAUUAUUAUAAGUGAAAAAAUCCAAAAUUUUGGUGGGAAAUUCAUGUUUGUAAGGCAAAAUAACCCUUGCAUGUCAUUAAAUGAACUACUGUAGUGUUGAAGGGUGGGUUGUACCAUUUUGAAAAAAUCUUCACAUUGAGUAACUAGAUAUUUCAUAACAUGAAAACGAACAGCGCUUCUUGUCCAAUUGAUUGUACAUGUACCAUAGGAGUUUGGUAUCAACUAUCGUCUUUUGUUGGCCUCUGUGGCCAAGUGGUAACCGUGUCAGUGCAGCACAAUGACCUAUAUGUGGGAGCCUCUCUCAAAUGGGGCUAAAAUCCAGCUUAUGCCGACUUCGUCUCCGAUCGCAAGUGGCAAGGUCUGCUGGUAACCUGUGGAUUGUCUUGGGUUUCCCCCAGACUCUUCCCAGGUUUAAUCGCAUCAUAAUACUAUAUGCUGUAUAAAUGAAAUAUUCUUAAGUACAGUGUAAAACUCCACACAAAUAAAUAAAUCCAUUUAUGGAUGGCAAUAUCUGAGAAAGCCCUUUGGGAUGGGGGCAGGUUUUACUUCAUAGAUGGGCGGCCAUGUUGCAUCUACUGGAAAGACCAUAAAAUUCUUUUUGUUAAGAGAUCCAACAUGGCCCGUAAUGCAAUUUAUGUAGAACACUGUAAUUCAUAUUCAUUGAGGUGGGUUUCCAACAUCACCUGUAUCUUUGCCGU